Messenger RNA from Maniola jurtina (meadow brown), 1298 nucleotides. RefSeq names its product serine protease inhibitor dipetalogastin-like. The record is from RefSeq and is a predicted model, not a curated record. Gene Ontology annotation, molecular function: protein binding. Bases 1 to 1179 code for a protein of 392 amino acids. Lineage: Eukaryota; Metazoa; Arthropoda; Insecta; Lepidoptera; Nymphalidae. The transcript has 2 exons.
AUGCAGAUACUUAAUAUAGGAACCCUUGCAUUAACAUUAUUCCAAGCUGCACAGAUAGGAUGCUACGACUUCAUGGUUAAAAAACCAGUUAAAUAUAACCAGCCGUUCGUGUGUCCCUGUGAGUAUAACUUCGAUCCCGUCUGCGGCUCUGACGGGGUCACAUACACCAACCGAUGUUUGCUCGAAUGCUACAGCAACAACGGCGACAAGACGGGCCAACCGCCAGUCACCGAGUGCACUGACGGCGUCACGUGCAGCGAUUGUGUUUGCCAAUCGAUACACCUCCCAGUGUGCAGCAUGAGCGGUCAAACGUACCCUAACGAAUGCGAGUUGUCAUGUGAGAACCACAGACGCGCGCAGGGGAAACGACCGCUCGAAUACCUCGCGUACAGAGCCGCUUGCCUCGGCCCUCCCGGCGAGUGCUCGACCAUCGCAUCCCCCGUAUGCGGCUCCGAUAACAUCCAGUAUAGAAACCUUUGCGAACUCAACUGCGCUAACGGCAACGCCAAAACUAAAGGUCUACCUCCGAUCGAGUUCAAGAACGUAGGAGCCUGUCUAGAUGCAUGCCAGUGCCCCGAUAUGCAGUACCCCGUUUGUGGAAGCGACGGCAUCCAAUAUGAUAACCUCUGUGAAAUCGCGUGUCAAAAUAGACAGCAGAAUUGCUCUUUAAGUGGUCCUGUCAUGCCUGCACCUACCAAAACAUGUCAACCGUGUAUAUGCUCAGCGGAAUAUAACCCCGUGUGUGGAAGUGACCGAACUUAUGGCGAGCUAGAGGCGAGAACUUUCUCGAGUCCGUGCGAGCUUAACUGUGAGGCUAAAAGAACCAACAACCCGAAUUUGAGGGUCAUAGGUUUCGGUGAAUGUCCGUCGUGUUUCUGCACGGGACAGUACCUGCCGGUUUGUGGCACUGACUGUCAAACUUAUACAAACGAGUGUGAGCUGAGAUGCGCCAACAACCGUCGGCCGAAGAGUGACCCGGCGAUAAGCAUGUUCCACUCCGGUCCGUGCCAGGUGGAGGACUGCGACUGCAGUCACUGCGACACGGAGUACAUGCCGGUGUGCGGCAGCGACGACCUCACCUACUGGAACUUGUGCUGGUUGAACUGCAACAGCGACUGCAGCAAGAAACAGAGUGGCAAACAAAUAUACAUGGCUAAAAGAGGGUCAUGUUCUCUCUGAUUCAAUUUAUACAAAUCCUUUUGUGAUCUUAAUUAAAGUCAAAUGCAAUAAUUACUGUACUUUCUGCGAAAAUAGUGAUGUUUUAUUAGAUAAAUAUUUAUGUUAUUAUUCCUGCUCUA